This is a messenger RNA of Aureobasidium vineae, 1334 nucleotides long. The record is from the annotation of a GenBank genome assembly. NCBI's taxonomy places the organism in Eukaryota, Fungi, Ascomycota, Dothideomycetes, Dothideales, Saccotheciaceae.
UCGGUAUGGGUAACGACACUGCCCUCUCGACGGAUAACCUUCCUUCGGACGUCUACUACUUCUCCCAACUGACCCCUAUAAACCAUGGUGGCGUCGUCUGGGUGGUUUGCAUCAUCAGCCUAACAUAUGCGCUUCUCUGCAGCGGCGUGCGCUUCGUCCUUCGCCGUGGUAUGUAUGGCUUUGAUGAUGCUGCCUUGCUGGUAUCUACUUUGGCGUGUAUAGUCCAGCACACCUUUGUCAUCAUCGCACUUGGGAAUGGCUUGGGCCAUUCGUCGAAUGUUAUCGAGCCGAAACACGCAGAAACACUAACCAAUAGCAGUUACACACGACUUGUUGUAUUCUUUGUCGUUCAUUAUAUGGCAAAGGUUUCCUUGACGCUCUUCACUCGCCGCCUGUUUCAUGGUCAAGAACGAUUCAACCAGAUCAUAUGCGACAUCUUGCUUGUCAUGAACCUCAUCUUCGGAGUCGCUAGCAUUCUACUUCUGUCCGUUGAUUGCCAGUCUGGGUGGUAUUUUAAGACCGCGAAUCUCUGCCCCAAGCUGACAUUUGACGUUGUGUCUGAGCUAGCUCUCGUCCUUGUUCCGAUCAUUCUUAUCUGUAGGAUUCUGCUGAACACAAAGCACAAAGCAAUAAUUAUCAGUACAUUCGCAGCCAGGCUUCCCGUCAUCGCAUUCACCAUUCUUCACUUCUAUUACCUCAGAAGUACGAUGGUCGAUGGUCGUGACCGUGGCAUUGCAGUCGUUCAACCAGUUGUCUGGCUUCAGGUAACUCUUUUGUGGAGUAUGGUUACAGCGUCACUUCCCUCUUUCAGACCGCUCGUUUCACCUUUCAACACUGUCAUAGAAGACUCAUCCGAUCGCUCCGAAGCGGUGUGCACCGGUGCUGUACUCUUCAUGGGAUCCGACAAGGAAAAGACAGGAAAGCCUCCUGCGACACUGCCCAUCUCUGGCGCAUCUAGACUGUCUCAACUUGAGCCAGUGGCAAGCGUCGCAAGCCAGCGGACGCAGUUCAAAGGCUACAACGAAACCAUUGUCCAAGGACCAAGGAAGAAGCUUUUCAGACUGUCAAAAAAGGAAGACGACAUUGAACUAGGCACCAUCCAGCACAUCACAGACUUUGAGGUCACAUAUGAACAGGCUACAAACCCCAGCAGAUGGAGUAAAAUCUGGAGAGAGUCGGGUUCGACACUGGUCGAGGACGGACCGGUCUCGGUGGGGACGGUGACAAGGAUUGAGGAAACGCCUCCCUCUCGGAGAAGAAGCACGUAUACCUUUGUCGACGAGAGCGACUUGACCAUUGAAGUUCACAAAGCUUCCAACGACAACUCGUCAACG